AAGAAGACUGAACCCGGAAGACAGAGCAAGAUGGCGGAGCGCAGAAACAGCAGCGAUGGAAGAGAACAGACCAACACAGACGCAGAACCGCCUAAACUAUCGGACCUGCUGGACCGUGGCUGGAAGAUAUUCGAGGAGGUGGACAGCACGGACGAGCCGCUCGGCUCCAGCAGCGUCCAGCUGAGGGUUCGACGCGGUGUCGGGGCUUUAGAAGAAGCGUCCAGGAUGGUGGCUCAGCUCGACCUGUUCAGCCGCAACGAGGAGUUGGAGGAGGUGGCCACGGCCGACCUGCGGUACCUGCUGCUGCCCGCCCUGCUCGGAGCACUGAGUAUGAAGCAGACCGGCCGCGACAAGCGGCUGGAGGUGGUGCAGGCGGCCCGGGACCACUUCAUGGACUUCCUGAGGAGGUGUAAGGAGUACAACGUCUCUCAAUUCGACCUGCCCAGCUCCACCGACACGAGUCCGGACGAGGCGACACAGAACCGAAGUUCCGGAGGCAAGUCUGGCCCCUGCUCAUCAGACCUGGUUACCAUGGCAGCACAGAGACAAGCUAAGAUUGAGCGGUAUCGGCAGAAGAAGCUGCUGGAGGCCCAGCUGGCCGACAUGCGCAGAGCUGUGGACAGUGGACAGGCUGACGAUGAAGUCAGCAGAGAUUUUUACCUUCUGAGUGUCCAGCGGUGGAUCACUGUGUGUCUGGAGGAGAUAGAGAGCAUCGACCAGGAGGUGGAGAUCCUCAAGAAGAUGGAUGUUAUGAAGCAGUGUGCCGUGAAGCAACCCGCUCAGCCCUCCCCCCGUCCCAUCAAACCCUUCAUCCUCACCAAGGACGCUGUGCAGGCUCAGGUGUUCGGGGCCGGCUACCCCAGCCUGCCCACCAUGACGGUAGACGACUGGUACGAGCAGCACAGGAAACACGGUGCCCUGCCGGACCAGGGGGUACCGAGGAGGGUGGCUGGACAGCAGGACACUGAUGUGCAGGACAGAGAAGAAGAAGAAAAGGAGAAAAAGGCUGAAAACGAUGACGAGGAGUCUCUGCUGAAAGCCAGGAACUGGGAUGACUGGAAAGACACUCACCGCAAAGGUUACGGGAACCGCCACAACAUGGGCUAGUUCAUCCAGCAGAGCGUCCAGACCCACUGGCUCCUGUGUUCUUGUCUGUUCUGAUCAGUCCUGGACGUGGAUGAUGGUCACAUCGCUAAUCCUUCAAGUUGGUGAGUCUGAGAAGUUCACCAAACCAAGAAACAGCACAGAGCAUUGGUUCAUGGAUGAGACACUAGAGCUGAUCUGCUCACGUUACAUCUGCUAUUUCCAUUUACAGUGUUGAAUCCAACAGUCUGUAAUGUUGUGAGUCUUAUUAAAGUGUAUGAUUUGACUGAA
This is a messenger RNA of Stegastes partitus (bicolor damselfish), 1374 nucleotides long. RefSeq names its product immunoglobulin (CD79A) binding protein 1 (gene igbp1). Gene Ontology annotation, biological process: regulation of signal transduction; regulation of dephosphorylation. The transcript has 3 exons. Gene Ontology annotation, molecular function: protein phosphatase 2A binding. Gene Ontology annotation, cellular component: cytosol. The record is from RefSeq and is a predicted model, not a curated record. Lineage: Eukaryota; Metazoa; Chordata; Actinopteri; Pomacentridae. Bases 31 to 1107 code for a protein of 358 amino acids.